UUCACUGGAAGUAUAGCUGGUUCACUACUUCAAAAUCUUGUUUCAUGAUUCACUUCAUUAAUAAAUCAUCUGAUUCAUUGUCAUGGCGCAAUAUGCAGCUUGUCCUGCGUUCCAGCUUGGAAGACCUCGAUAUGAUCAGAGUACCUUUUUUGGCCGGCUGAGACACUUUGUAGCGAUCAUCGACCCCAGCACACUCUUUGUGUCUGAGAAACGAUUGAGAGAAUGCGUCAAACUCCUGGAGGAUUUUAAACAUGGAACACUACCACUGGGAGUUACAGAUCUACAGCUAUGGGAAGCCCAAAAGGUGAAGCAGGCCAUCAUUCAUCCUGACACAGGAGAGAAGAUCUUCAUGCCUUUCAGAAUGUCAGGUUAUGUCCCAUUUGGAACACCAAUUGUUGUGGGCCUUCUUCUUCCAAAUCAGACUGUGGUAUCUACUAUUUUCUGGCAGUGGCUGAACCAAAGUCACAAUGCCUGUGUCAACUACUCAAACCGCAAUGCUACUAAGCCUACACCAACAUCCAAGUUUCUUCAAGGUUACUUCGGAGCUGUGACCAGUGCUGUCUCCCUUGCGGUGGGACUGAAUGUACUGAUUCAGAGAGCCAACAGGUUGAGUCCAGCAACCCAAAUAAUCAUACAGAGACUCAUCCCUUUCCCAGCUGUGGCCAGUGCCAACAUUUGCAAUGUGGGCCUCAUGAGGCACAAUGAGCUGUCGGAGGGCAUCGACGUGCUGGACGGAAAUGGGAACGUGGUGGGCUCCUCAAAGAUUGCUGCCAAACAUGCAAUUAUGGAAACUGCCUUUACCAGAGUGGUCCUCCCGAUGCCAAUCUUUGUCCUUCCUCCCAUCAUCAUGUCCUACCUAGAAAAACUUCCAUUCCUGCAGACGAAUCGGAGGCUGUUGCUGCCCAUCCACAGCCUGGUGUGUCUGGCUACCUUCAGCCUCUCGCUGCCCCUGGCCAUCAGCCUAUUCCCACAGAUGUCUCAGAUUGAGGUGUCUCAGCUUGAGCCUGAAAUUGCCAUGGCAACCAAUAGCAAGGUGGUGACCUACAACAAGGGACUGUGAGGACCGUCCCGGGAACAACGACUCAAAUGAGCCUCCUUUUUGAUUGGCUAUCACGGACACUCCAGUUUCCCCACUAAUGGAUUGGCGGAAGGGAAGCUGAUCCUAGAUCUGUACCUAGGGGAAGCUUCACCCAAGAGCUCUCUCUCCCAUAGCCUAAUAUGGUAACAGGUCCAGGCACUUUCUGCUGCAUUAAUAUAGUGUAACAUAUUUUAUCAUGUGCUGUCUUAACCAAUGGUUUUAAUACAACAUAUACAAAAAUGUGUUUUAUUGUCACUUACACCAGAGAGGUGCCGUGAAUUGUGUUGUUUUACAGGGUCAGCCUUACCAGUCCAGCACCCCUGGAGCAUAUUAGGGUUAAGUGCCUUGCUCAAGGCCACAUCUGCAGAUUUUUUUACUUUUCGGUUACUGGUCCAACCGCUAGGCUAUAUGCCACCUAUGAGGCCAAUCAGUAAUGAUUGAGGAAGUUAAGGAAAUAAUAGACUAAUAAUAUAUUAUGAUGGGCCUUUAUAAUGUUAUGCCUAUACCAGCAAGUUUACAAUUGGUGGUGAUGAUCAACCCAUUUGUCUUUAACUUUAAUAUGAAAUGUGUUUUUAUUGUUCACCCAAACUGCUGUAGUUGUUUGAAUGUUUGGGGGAGGGCAUACAGUUGAAGUCGGAAGUUUACAUACACUUUAGCCAAGUACAUUUAAACUCAGUUUUUCAUAAUUCCUGACAUUUAAUCCUAGUAAAAAUUCCAUGUUUUAGGUCAGUUAAGAUCAACACUUUAUUUUAAGAAUGCGAAAUGUCAGAAUAAUAGGAGAUAAUUAUUUAAGCUUUUAUUUCUUUCAUCACAUUCCCAGGGGGUCAGAAGUUUACAUACUCAAUUAGUAUUUGGUAGCAUUGCCUUUAAAUUGUUUAACUUGGGUCAAAUAUUUCGUGUAGCCUUCCACAAGCUUCCCACAAUAAAUUGGGUGAAUUUUGGCCCAUUCCUCCUGUCAGAGCUGAUGUAUCUGAGUCAGGUUUGUAGGCCUCCUUGCUCGCACAUGCUUUUUCAGUUCUGCCCACAAAUUUUCUAUAGGAUUGAGGUCAGGGCUUUGUGAUGGCCACUCCAAUAGCUUGACUUUGUUGUCCUUAAGCCAUUUUGUCACAACUUUGGAAGUAUGCUUGGGGUCAUUGUCCAUUUGGAAGACCCAUUUGCGACCAAGCUUUAAAUUCCUGACUGAUGUCAUGAGAUGUUGCUUCAAUAUAUCCACAUAAAUUUCCUACCUCAUGAUGCCAUCUAUUUUGUGAAGUGCACAAGUCCCUGUUUGGAUGGUGUUCUUCAGCUUGCAAGCCUCCCCCUUUGUCCUCCAAACAUAACGAUGGCCAUUAUGGCCAAACAGUUCUAUUUUUGUUUCAUCAGACCAGAGGACAUUUCACCAAAAAGUACAAUCUUUGUCCCCAUGUGCAGUUGCAAACCGUAGUCUGUCUUUUUUUAUGGCGGUUUUGGAGCAGUGGAUUCUUCCUUGCUGAGCGGACUUUCAGGUUAUGCCGAUUUAUAGGACUCGUUUUACUCUGGAUAUAGAUAUUUUUGUACGUGCUUUCUCCAGCAUCUUCACAAGGUCCUUUGCUGUUCUGGGAUUGAUUUGAACUUUUCGCACAAAAGUACAUUCAUCUCUAGGAGACAGAACAUGUCUCCUUCCUGAGUGGUAGGAGGGCUGUGUGGUCCCAUGGUGAUUAUACUUGCGUACUAUUGUUUGUACAGAUGAACGUGGUACCUUCAGGCGUUUGGAAAUUGCUCCCAAGGAUGAACCAGACUUGAGGAGGUCUACAAUUUAUUUUCUGAGGUCUUGGCUGAUUUCUUUUGAUUUUCCCAUGAUGUCAAGCAAAGAGGCACUGAGUUUGAAGGUAGGCCUUGAAAUGCGUCCACAGGUACAUCUCCAAUUGACUCACAUGAUGUCAAUUAGCUUAUCAGAAGCUUCUAAAGCCAUGACAUCAUUUUCUGGAAUUUUCCAAGCUGUUUAAAGGCACAGUAAACUUAGUGUAUGUAAACUUCUGACUUAUAAGUGAAAUAAUCUGUCCUUAAACAAUUGUUGGAAAAAUUACUUAUGUCCUAACUGACUUUCCAAAACUAUAGUUUGUUAACAAGAAAUUUGUGGAGUGGUUGAAAAACGAGUUUUAAUGACUCCAACCUAAGUGUAUGUAAUCUUCCAACUUUAACUGUACAUGUACUGACAUCAAACAUUUUUAGGAUUUUUCUGAAUUAUUUUGUAUUUUUUAAAUCAAGAGUUUUACAAGCAUAUCAGUCAGUGUUGAGUGAUAGAUCCUGAUUGGCUGUUCAUGUCUUAUGAUGCCCCAAAUAAUGUUAAAAAUUAGGCUCGGCUACGUUACACAGUAGGCUACGCUACUCAGUAGACUAGGCUACACAGUAGUCUACGCUACACAGUGGGCUAGGCUACACAGUAGGCUACUUGAUUCUGAUAGAAAGAUUAACAAAAAGGAACCUGUUCAGAAUCAGCCUGUAGCCUCUACACCCUGCACUAGCCUCUACACCCUGUCCUAGCCUCUACACCCUGUCCUAGCCUCUACACCCUGCACUAGCCUCUACACCCUGUCCUAGCCUCUACACCCUGCCCUAGCCUCUACACCCUGUCCUAGCCUCUACACCCUGCACUAGCCUCUACACCCUGUCCUAGCCUCUACACCCGUCCUACAAGCUACUGUUGAAUCCCAGUUCUCCUCCCUAAGUGUACACCAUCAUGGAUUUAAAAGCACUGGAUUACUGUAAGUGUUGGUUGGAGGACGUUUCUGCCACUAUGAUGUAUAAUGUGCAAGUGCACGCGUCGGGAGAAGGGUGGAGAAUUGGGAUGCAGCUUAGGUCUGUUUCUUGACAAGUGCCAUUCUAGGACGUUAUAGAGGAAAGUCUGUUUGUGGACCAUGGUUGCUAAAAUGUUUUUUUUAAAUGUAUAUUCUACGUUUUAUAUUUUUAUACAUUCCCCUUUAAAUGAUCAUAGUAUGAGAAAUGGUACAAUACAGUAUUGACUGAUCGAAUAAGUUAAAUAACUGGUGAAUAACUUAUUUUUGCACAGUAAAAUGUUUUUGUGUAUAUAUAAUAACAUUAUUACCAGAAUAUAUUGUACUAACCAAUGUGUGUUAUCCACAUCCUCUUGUACAUACAGUGCAAUCGGGUAGUAUUCAGACCCCUUCACUUUUUGCUCAUUUUGUAAUGUUAUUCUAAAAUGUAUUAAAUUUCUUUUUCACCUCAUCAAUCUACAUACAAUACCCCCAUAAUGACGAGGCAAAAAAAUGUUUUUUAGAAAUUUUGCAAGUAUAUUACAAAUAAAAACCUUAAAUAUUACAUUUACGGAAGUAUUUUCAACCCUUUACUCAGUACAUUGUUGAAGCACCUUUGGCAGCGAUUACAGCCUUGAGUAUUCUUGGGUAUGACGCUACAAGCUUGGCACACCUGUAUUUGGGGAGUUUCUCCCAUUUUUCUCUGCAGAUCCUCAAGUUCUGUCAGGUUAGCUGGUGAGUGUCGCUGCACAGCUAUUUUCGGGUCUCUCCAGAGAUGUUCAAUCGGGUUCAAGUCCGGGCUCUGUAUAGGCCACUCAAUGACAUUCAGAGACUUGUCCCGAAGCCACUCAUGUGUUGUCUUGGCUGUAUGCUUAGGGUCAUUGUACUGUUGGAAGGUGAACAUUUUGCCCCUGUCUGAGGUCCUGAGCGCUCUGGAUCUGGUUUUCUUCAAGGAUCUCUCUGUACUUUGCUACGUUCAUCUUUCCGUCGAUCCUGACUAGUCUCCCAGUCCCUGCCACUGAAAGACAUCCCCACAGCAUGAUGCUGCCACCACCAUGCUUCACCAUAGGGAUGGUGCCAGGUUUCCUCCAGAUGUGACGCUUGGCAUUCAGGCCAAAGAGUUCAAUCUUGGUUUCAUCAGACCAGAGAAUCUUGUUUCUCAAUCUUGUUUCUCAUGGUGUGAGAGUCUUUAGGUGCCUUUUGUCAAUCUGCAAGCGGGCUGUCAUGUGCCUUUUUACAGAGUAGUGGCUUCUGCCACUCUACCAUAAAGUCCUGAUUAGUGGAGUGCUGCAAGGUUCUCCCAUCUCCACAGAAGAAUUCUGGAGCUCUGUCAGAGUGACCAUCGGGUUUUUGGUCACCUCCCUGACCAAGGCCCUUUUCCUCCGAUGGCUCAGCUGCCCGGAGGCCAGCUCUCGGAAGACUCUUGGUGGUUCCAAACUGCUUCCAUUUAAGAAUGAUGGAGGCCACUAUGUUCUUGGGGACCUUCAAUGCUGCAGACAUUUUGUGGUACCCUUCCCCAGAUCUGUGCCUUGACACAAUCCUGUCUCGGAGCUCUAUGGACAAUUCCUUCGACCUCAUGGUUUGGUUUUUGCUCUGACUUGCACUGUCAACUGUGGGAUCUUAUAUACGCAAGUCUGUGCCUUGUCCAAUCAAUUGAAUUUACAAUAGUUGGACUCCAAUCAAGUAGAAACAUCUCAAGGAUGAUCAAUGGAAACAGGAUGCACCUGAGAUCAAUUGAGUCCCAUCGCAAAGGAUCUGAAUUCUUAUGUAAAUGAGGUAUUUCUGUUUUUUAAAUUAUAUUUGCUAAAGAAAAUCUAAAAAACAGUUUUUGCUUUGUCAUUAUGGGGUAUUGUAUGUGUGUGUGUGUGUGUGUGUGUAGAUUGAGGAUUUUUUGUUGUUGGUUUAAUUCCAUUUAUAAUUAGGCUGUAACAAAAUGUGGAAUGUGUCUGAAUGCGCUGUAUUUAAAGAUGGAAUUCUUAGUUGCUACAUCCAUUUUUGGACUUAAUUAUAUAUAUGCUCAUUAAUUAUUUUAAAAUAUAACCUAGAAAUGCACAAUGAGCUUAGUUCAACAGUCCAUCACAUCCCAAUAAGCGCGUUUUACUCCAAUGUUUGUAAACAAUGUAAAUGUAAACUAACACUAUCGCCUCGAAACAAGGUUAAAACUAUACUGAACAAAAAUAUGAAAGCAAGAUGCAACAAUUUCAAAGAUUUUACUGAGGCACAGUUCAUAUUAAGAAAUCAGUCAAUUUAAAUGAAUAAAUUACGCCCUGAUCUAUGGAUUUCACAUGACUGGUAAUACAGAUAUGCAUUGGUUGGUCACAGAUACCUUAAAAAAUGUACUGGUGUGGAUCAGAAAACCAGUCAGUAUCUGGUGUGACCACCAUUUGCCUCAUCCAGCGCAACACAUCUCUUUCAAAUAGAGUUGACCAAGCUGUUGAUUGUGGCCAGUGGAAUGUUGUCUCCUCUUCGAUAGCUGUGCUUAGUUGCUGGAUAUUGAAGGUAACUGGAACACACUAUUGAACAUGUCAAUCCAGGGCAUCCCAAACAUGCUCAAUGGGUAACAUGUCUGGUGAGUGUGCAGGCCAUGGAAGAACUGGGAAAUGUUCAGUUUCCAGGAAUUGUGUACAGAUUCUUGUGACAUGGGGCCGUGCAUUAUCAUGCUGAAACAUGAGGUGAUGUCGGUGGAUGAAUUGCACAACAAUGGGCCUCAGGAUCUUCUCACGGUAUCUAUGUACAUUCAAGUUGCCAUUGAUAAAAUGCAAUUGUGUUCGUUGUCGUUAGCUCAUGCCUGCCCAAACCAUAACCCCCAGCGCCAUUAUGGGGCACCCCGUUCACCAUGUUGACAUCCGCAAACCGCUCUCCCACAUGAUGCCAUACACAUGGUCUGCGGUUGUGAGGCCAGUUUGACGUACUGGAAAAUUCUCUAAAACAAGAGGUGGCUUAUGGUAGAGAAAUUAACAUGACAUUCUCGGGUAACAGCUCUGGUGGACAUUCCUGCAGUCAGCAUGCCAACGGCAAUCAGUGGCUUUGUGUUGUGUGACAAACUGCACAUUUUAGAGUGUCCUUUUGUCCCCAGCACAAGGUGCACCUGUGUAAUAAUCAUGCUGUUUAAAUAGCUUCUUCACAUGCCAAACCUGUUAGGUGGAUAGAUUAUAUUGGAAAAUGAGAAAUGCUCACAAACAAGUGUAUAUAUAAAAAGGGAGGACAAAAAUUGAGAGAAAUACGCUUUUUGUGCGUAUGGAAAGUGUCUGAUCUUUUAUUUCAGCUCAUUAAACAUGGGACCAACACUU
Molecule: messenger RNA, 7100 nt
Organism: Oncorhynchus masou masou (cherry salmon)
Lineage: Eukaryota; Metazoa; Chordata; Actinopteri; Salmoniformes; Salmonidae
Gene: sfxn5a
Product: sideroflexin 5a
Exons: 14
Coding region: 83-1060 (325 amino acids)
Biological process (GO): citrate transport; mitochondrial transmembrane transport; monoatomic ion transport
Cellular component (GO): mitochondrial inner membrane
Molecular function (GO): monoatomic ion transmembrane transporter activity; citrate transmembrane transporter activity
Source: RefSeq, a predicted model, not a curated record